AAAAUUGUGAUAAACUUUAGUAAACUUCACUCGCCACGUCGACUCUUAAAUAUUGUGAUUUCUUUUAUUUUUGUGUUCCCAGAGCCGCAUUUGGUAGGAGGUGUUUAUCGCGAUCUUCUUCUGUCAAAGUAAAAUUUUUGAUAGAUUAUCCAGAGAUGUCGAUUCGCUGGGGUAUUGUUACCUCUGGUAAAAUCUCUCAUGAUUUCGUCAAUGCCUUUAAUAGCUUCCCCGACGUUGGAGAUCAGGUUAUAGCUGCAGUUGCAGCUCGCGAUAAAUCAAGAGCUGAGGAGUUUGCUAAAACUCAUAUCGCUAAAGUUUUCGCCUCUUAUGAUGAAAUGGCAAUGAGCAGCGAUAUUGAUGUGGCAUAUAUUGGUGCUCUUAAUCCCGACCACUUCAAACUUUCAAAGUUAUUCUUGGAAUGUGGGAAACAUGUACUCUGUGAAAAACCAUUAUGUAUGAACUAUAAGGAGACAGAAAGUUUACUGAGCAUUGCUAAGAGUAAAAAUCUGUUCAUAAUGGAAGCAGUUUGGUCUCGCUUUGCGCCAUCAUACAUGGCUCUGGAAAAAGAAAUUCAGUCUGGUAAACUAGGAGAUGUUCAAUUCGUCGAAGUUAAUUUUGGCGUUCCAAUUGAAAAUGUCGAUAGACUUAGAAAAAAAGAUUUGGGUGGUAGUGCAGUUCUAGACAUCGGGAUUUAUACUUUACAAUUUGCACAGUUCGUAUUUAGAGAGGAGCCUGCCAAAGUCACGGCCGUUGGUGAAAUAAAUAACGACGGGGUUGAUGUAGUGGACACAAUUAUUCUAGAAUAUUCUGGCAAUAGGCGUGCAGUUCUUAAUGUAAACGCUAAGAUUAAAUUAUGGAACAAAGCUACUGUUUACGGCACUAAAGGGAGAGUUACGGUCGAGGACCCCUUCCAUUUCCCGGACACUUUGAUCCACAAUGACGGUACCGUGGAAAAGUUCUCUUUACAUACUUCGACCCAAAAAUAUAAUUUUGGAAACAGUGCUGGCUUAGUUUAUCAAGCUCUUGAAGUAGCGCGUUGUAUAAAGCAAGGACUCAAUGAAUCGCCUCGAAUGUCUCACAAAGAAAGUCUUUUGUUAGCCAAACUAAGAGAUACGGUGCGAAAACAAGUUGGAGUACACUUCGAAGUUGAUGAUAAAGAAGUUUAAAGUGUCUUUUUGAAUAAAAAUGUUAAUUUUAAAUAUAUAUUUUUUUUAAUGA
Molecule: messenger RNA, 1218 nt
Organism: Vanessa atalanta (red admiral)
Lineage: Eukaryota; Metazoa; Arthropoda; Insecta; Lepidoptera; Nymphalidae
Product: trans-1,2-dihydrobenzene-1,2-diol dehydrogenase-like
Molecular function (GO): nucleotide binding
Source: RefSeq, a predicted model, not a curated record